GGCUGUGGGCGUCAUCAGUGCGAGCCGUGCGCGGCACCGUGACGUCAUGAGCGCGGCAUUCCGGCGCGCCUGACGAGGCGGAGUCAGGCCGGAGCUGCGGGAGUCGGCGGGAUGGAGCUGGGCCAUGACGGCGGCGGCGGCGGCGGCGGGUGAGGAGGCCGCUCCGCGGGAAGGAGCCUCCGCCCUCGACGGCGCCGGCACGGGGCAGCCAUGCGAGCGGCCCAGGAGCGCAGCCAAGACCGCCUGCCGCCCAAGAAGCGCGACCUGCCCGCUGCCGCCGGCGAAGAGGCGGGGCAGGAGCCCGAGCGGGCCGCAGGGCCUAGCGGCGAGACUUCCGCGGCCGAGUGGGCGCGGGGGUCCGGGGCGGCGGGGGGCGCGGCCUCGCGCUUCGCUGGUGGCGGGGCGUCGGAGGGGGUGGCCGGCCUGACGGUGGACCAGUACGGCCUGCUGUACAAGGUUGCGGUGCCACCGGUGGUGAGUGUCAGCCCGCUGCCGCCCACCUUCAGCGUGGCCUCUCCGCUUCUGCAGCACGCGCCGGGCCUGCCCUACUCGCCCGUCCACUAUGCCCAGCUGCCCCCCGGCCCGCUGCACUUCGUGGGCUCGCACUACUCGGUGCCCUACGCGGUGCCCCCCGGCUUCUUGCCUGGCCACCUCCUGCCGACGUCUGCUGGUCUGGCUGCCUCCCGCAUCCCCCACUUUGUGCCAUACACGUCUCUGCUGCUGGAAGAAGCUGUGACAGCUUCUCACAGCUUUGGCAAAACCGCAGCCCCGCUCUCCCCACCGGGUCCUGUGCAGCCCCAUGGCGGGGGUCAGCCACUCGACGUGGGGCAGAGCAGGUUUCCUGUUCAUUAUCAGCUGCCAAUGAGCUAUUCAGCAUUUGGGGUUCCUGUUGCUGGUCCGAACGUGGACCUGCCGCUGCAGGAUCCACAAAGCAUCACCGCUAACGGGGUGGAAAGGCCGGCUGCAGCGUCUAAGUUAAACAAGGUUCUGGGUGCGGACGGUGAUAAUGCUGAAGGGCAGCUGCCGAGGCGGAUGGUGGCAACUGCCGCCGACAGUCAGUUUCUAGCAAGCUGCCAGCUGGUGAGAGAAGUUCCCAUGACCUCUCAGCGAAGCACCCCAGAUACAGACUUGGAAGUGCAGAGGGUGGUGGGGUUUGCUUCUCAGGACUACCCUGCUUGCUCUAGUCAGCAGAAGGACAGCUCGAGCCCUUUGAACCUUUCUCAUCGUGAUCUCUCCGAGCCGGGAGAGGGAUCAGGGACAAAUCAGGCGGCUGCUGCUGCUGAGAAAAGCUUCUCACCGAGGCAGCCUGCCGGGUCUCCAGAGGACCAGCUCCACCAAGAAGAAGAAGCAGCGCUGAGCAGCCUGGCGGUGGCCAACGGCAAGGCUGUCUCGGGCUCUCUCCUGCCGGCAGCUCCAGGUGGCCUGAGGCAAGGCACUCCAGAGGCACCGGCCCAGGGCGGGCCGCCUGAUCUGGACCGCGCUCAUUCCCUGGGGCACCUGCCCUCUCACUUCAUGAAAGGAGCCAUUAUCCAGCUGGCAACAGGGGAGCUGAAGCGGGUGGAGGAUCUUCAGACUCAAGACUUUGUGCGCAGCGCAGAGGUGAGCGGGGGCCUGAAGAUCGACUCCAGUACGGUGGUCGACAUCCAGGAGAGCCCCUGGCACGGUUUUGUCACGCUCCAUUUUGUGGUUGGGGAGCAGCAGAGUAAAGUGAGCAUUGAUGUCCCCCCAGAGCACCCUUUUUUUGUGUAUGGACAGGGUUGGUCUUCUUGCAGCCCAGAGCGGACGGCUCGACUCUUUGCACUCCGUUGCCAUAGGCUGCAGGUAGGUGAUGUUUGUAUCUCCAUCAGUUUACAAAGUCUGAAUGGAAGGCUAGCUCCUCAGACCAGCCCUCAGGGAGCUCCUAAAGAGACACUCAGGAGAGCCAGCCGGGGCCUCCAAGAGCCGCAGACUAGAGCUGGAGGAGAAAGCCCCGUGCAGAAGGGGGCUCUGUCCCUCGACCACUCCCCCGAGCUCUCCCUUCUUGAACCCACUUCUCAGCAUAGCUGGGCUGGCCCUGGCUUCCAAAGGUUUGGGGAGGAGCCUCGGUUGCCCCUAAUUCGCCCCUCGUUUAUUCCCCAGGAGGUCAAGCUGUCAAUUGAGGGUCGCUCAAAUUCAGGGAAGUGAAGCACUCCUGGUGAGAAGACAGUUGGCUAUGCAGAACUGGGCUUCUGCUCUGCUCCUGAGAGGUGCCUGACUCCCCCCCGGCUGUGUGCCUGAAAUCAUUCCACUGGCAGAGGCUUCUCUCCCCGCCCCCACCCCAGAGCAGUUGGCUGGCUGCAGGGCGAGCUCUGAUGUAGCAGCUCUUCUGCUGUGAAGCAGGGAUUGGGAGCCCAAAAUCCCUUUCUUUGCACAAGCACUUUAAUAGCAGGUCACCUGCUGAAACACGGCAGGGUGCUUUCAGAGGGGGCACACCAAGAAGGGGGUUGAAGGGGAACAGCUUUUCUCCGCUUCUCUGCUUUUGGGAGGUGCCAAGCCCACUCUGGACAGUGCAGCAGAUCUCAAGCAAGGAGCGAAGGGAGGCGAGGCGAGCAGGAUUGGCCUUCUAGUUUGGGCUUCUUCUCAGGGUAUUUAUAGGCAAUGGCUGUGGUCAAAAGAGACAGCUAGUUCUGAAGAACUGGAGCUCUGUCUGCAAAGAGGCUCUUCGGCCUCCUCCCUCCCUGGGGUCUCCACCAUGCUGCUGCCUGAAAUGUUUGUGGCUCAACCUGGGCCAAAAGUUCAGCAUUGAGCAAAGAGGUCCUUCUCAGCAUGCACUUGUCAUAGAUGUGCUGUAGGUGAUGGACUUGCUUGAGGGAAGGAGGGUUUCUCUGGGAGUUGCUAACAGUCUGCACGCUCGUUAAUUAGGGGCCUGCAUCAAGACUUUCUUGGAGGGCUUGUGGAACUGAGUAUGCUCCGGCUGCUGCAAUCAUUUCUUGGCUCUUUGAAGGGACUUUUCAAAGUCCAACGCAUAUGAGUGACACUCGGCAUUUUAACAAAAUGUGUUUUGGGUUCUUUAGACAAGAUAGCAGUUGGACGCUGGUGCCUCCAGAAGAAUGAAAUAGCAGUUUCAUUUUCGCAUCUGGUGCACUAGUGUUUACAAUUGUAUGCUAGUGGAGCCGUCUCCCAUUAGAGAAUCUCUCCUGGCUUGGUGCCUUCUGGCUGCUGUGGAAAAGUGGGGAAAGUUCUGUUGAUUGUUCUUGACUUUGAGACGGGGGGCUUCCAAGCCCGCUGUCCAGUGCAGCUGCUAGAACCUGCCUCCCCUCCUGGUUUGAAACAGUGGUUCUCUCACAGCUCUCAAGGUAUGAAAAACAGCAGCAUUUACUCUUCCAUCUGCCUCUCACUGUCCCUUUUCGCUGUCUUCUUCCAGCACUUUGCACUAUUCCCAGCUACCUGCCAGUCGCUUUCUCCACUAAGUCCCUCAGCCUCUGCCCCCCACCCCCACCUCGCAGCUGCGUGCCUCAGUCUUGCCCUGAUUGCUGUGAACCCUCCAAGAAAUGAUUGCAGGGUUGCCAUGCUCCUUUCCCCCACCCCAGGGCAGGCUUGGGGGGUGGGGAGAGACAGAUGAGGCCUAUGGCUGGCCACCCCUGUGCCCUCGGGGCGUUCUUCUCCAGUUUCCUGGCUUUUUGAUCUUUGCUUUGUCUCUGCUGUGCAGGAUGGUCGGCUGAGCCAGGGGGGUGGCAUCUGUCUUGGACAGGAGCGAGCAACACACACAGAUAUGCCAAGCUAGUCCCCAAAGCACUGCUUCUUUGAAGGCAGCCAACGACUAGGAUCUGGGGUACAGGUGUCCAGGCAGAGAAGGAUGGCGAGCACAGGCCCAUUAGGCUUGCUGGAGACUUGGGGCUGGCUUCCUAGAGCAAUAAGCUGCUUCUUUUGGUGAACACUACAGAGAGGCCUCUUGUCUGCCUGGUUCUGGUGGAUAUUACUGGACGGUUCCCUGAUGUGCAAUACCGUGGGGCUUGCUUCCCGCCACUGCUAUGCCAUGGAGCUCCAGCCAACCCCCCAGACAUCCUCUCUGCCUCACAUUUGGCCCUUUCCUUUGUUGCUGGCUGCUUACUGCAAGAACACACGGGCCUUUCUUUGAUAGCAUCCCCAUGGCUGUUUUUGACUAGCCAGAGGUUUUUCCGGUGGCUGGGAGUUUCAGAGGCUGGUUCUGGGACCAGGAAAAUCCCUGCACAGCACCUUAAUUGGGGUGGGCAGCUGGCGUGGCAGACUGGCAAGGGGGACCUUGUGAGUGACCCUGCCAUUCAUGAGUAUCGUCGUCUUCUUCUUCUGUGACCAACUACGUUAUAUCUAAAGCCUUAGAAUUAGCCCAGCCCCUUCUCUCCUAUCUGGUCUUUAAGGAAGCAUAUUAUGAGUCUAAGGAUAAUCUAUUUUGUUGUGUUUUUGUAUCUGUUUGGAAUAAAUCAAUUUGUACUGUA
Sphaerodactylus townsendi is the source of this 4433-nucleotide messenger RNA. RefSeq names its product ataxin 1 like (gene ATXN1L). The transcript is spliced from 2 exons. Bases 211 to 2163 code for a protein of 650 amino acids. NCBI's taxonomy places the organism in Eukaryota, Metazoa, Chordata, Lepidosauria, Squamata, Sphaerodactylidae. The record is from RefSeq and is a predicted model, not a curated record. Gene Ontology annotation, cellular component: nucleus. Gene Ontology annotation, molecular function: RNA binding; protein binding. Gene Ontology annotation, biological process: regulation of DNA-templated transcription; anatomical structure development.